AUGUUUCGGACAGAGAAGUGGAUUCUUCACAAGGAAAUAGACGCCAAGGAUGCAAUCAUUCAUAAGACCGUCGACAAUAAGGAAGGAAUGAAACACUACCUGUUCCUCCAGUUUCGCUUCAAGGACGUGAAACUGGGCCUGGGACAGCUUGCAGCGCAAUGCGUCGUAUUUUUCGUGGCGGGCUUUGAGACACCGGCAACAACCAUGGGAAUUGCGCUGCACGAACUGGCCUGGAACCAGGAUAUCCAGAGGAAACUGCAGCAGGAGGUGGACGACACACUGAAGGAGUCUGGCGGACAGCUGACGUACGACGGCGUCAUGAGCGUGACGUAUCUUGACAAAGUUAUUUCAGAGACGCUGCGGAAGUAUCCUCCGGUGCCGCUGCUGAACCGCGAGGUGACGCAGCCGUACAGCGUGCCGGGCACCGACUGGACGCUGGAGAAGGGCGUCGCCGUCUUCUUCCCUGUGAUGGCGAUGCAGUACGACCCGCAGUACUUCCCGCACCCGGAACGCUUCGAUCCAGAGCGCUUCUCGGAAGAAGAGAAGAGCAAAAGGCCCAGCUGCGUGUAUCUGCCGUUUGGCGAUGGACCACGAGCUUGUAUCGGUAUGCGGUUCGGCAUCAUGCAGACAAAAAUCGGCCUGGUUAGCCCGCUUAGUCAGCUGAACAUCGAGCCUCGAGCAGGCAUGGGUAAGGAGCUCACUAUGAAUCCACGUUCGUUCAUCCUGAACCCGGUGUCUGGGAUUCAGCUGCGUUACACCGCAAGAGCUAAACAGAAUAAAUGA
Schistocerca americana (American grasshopper) is the source of this 783-nucleotide messenger RNA. Its product is annotated as cytochrome P450 6k1-like. Lineage: Eukaryota; Metazoa; Arthropoda; Insecta; Orthoptera; Acrididae. The coding region runs from base 1 to 783 and encodes 260 amino acids. The record is from RefSeq and is a predicted model, not a curated record. Gene Ontology annotation, molecular function: monooxygenase activity; iron ion binding; heme binding. The transcript is spliced from 4 exons.